UCCGAGAGAGGAGUCGAGGAGCCAGAGCCGAGAAGAGGAACAGAAAAGGAACAAGAUCCUAGAUACCCCCCACCAGACGUAGAGGUGGUCCACGGAACCGCCUCCGCGAUCUACCAUCCAACGUUUGGUGCGUGUGCCAGACGUAUGGAAGCUCACCAAGAUAGCGGCUUAUCGUCUGCUGCGACGGAAACGGAAGCUGGACCGUCGAGCAGCGAACAAUGCAGCAACGAGCAAUGCACCAGUUCUUUAGACGACGCAGUGGGCAAGCUACUUCAAGGUUUGCUUCUGUUUGAAAAUUUCGACGGCUCUUUUUUCUUCGGCGCAAGCCCUUCCAAAUUUCCGUGGAAAUUGUUCUCGUCGCUAUCGGAGAAGGCAGCAGCGAGAGGACCUGCAGAGGACGUUAAAGGAGCCGACAGAGAGACCGCAUCGGUGAACCGUAUCCUUAUGGUAAUUAGCUACCAUGGAAUCCACGCUCCUCUACAGUUCUACAUGCUCUUCGGAGGGCGAAGAAGCGCUCACGUGAAACGUCCAAUGAACGCUUUUAUGGUUUGGGCUCAAGCGGCCAGACGUAGAUUGGCGGACCAAUAUCCACAACUUCACAAUGCCGAGCUUUCGAAAACAUUAGGAAAACUGUGGAGUAUCAGCCGCGUCGACGGAAACCGAAAACUGAGGAACAGAUGGGCAUCGUGAUGCACCGGGCUACUCUGUCCUCUCCGGGCACGUCGGUGGACUCCGCGAAUUCAUCCGACUGCAUCUAUCCUCGCCUGUACCCAGACACCGGGAUCAAAACGUACGACAGGCCAACUUAUCACGAUAGCAAAGCCAGCUACGAUCUCUCGAGAUCGGCCUGGACCACCGACUCCGGCAAAUACCCGGUCGAUCAUUCGAUCGUAGAAAGUAAACCGUACGACGCUAUGAGAUACGAGUCGAACGUGGCAACGAAAAGCUACGUGGACACCAAGGGCUACGAAACGGUCAAAUAUCACGAGGUAUCCACCGCCGCGAAAUACCACGAGACGAUUCCAAAGUAUUCCGAGUUGCAAGCGAAGCCUUACGAUCUACCCAAAUACCCGGAGAAUCCCCUAAAAUAUCCCGCGGAUGUUACCAGCCCGAGCAAAUCGUACGCGUGCGUACACAGCCAGUAUUACUCCGCUCCCGAGGGAUACACCGUGCACGAAGAGAACGAGUACCAAACGCAAGGAGUCUCGACCCACUCCUUUUAUCCAUAUAUCUCCGCGUCCAUGACGCAACCCCCUUACUACAUGGGUCCUCGA
This is a messenger RNA of Heterotrigona itama, 1274 nucleotides long. NCBI's taxonomy places the organism in Eukaryota, Metazoa, Arthropoda, Insecta, Hymenoptera, Apidae. The record is from the annotation of a GenBank genome assembly.